Ziziphus jujuba (common jujube) is the source of this 2848-nucleotide messenger RNA. Its product is annotated as zinc-finger homeodomain protein 4. Gene Ontology annotation, biological process: regulation of DNA-templated transcription; regulation of developmental process. NCBI's taxonomy places the organism in Eukaryota, Viridiplantae, Streptophyta, Magnoliopsida, Rosales, Rhamnaceae. The transcript has a single exon. Bases 1454 to 2347 code for a protein of 297 amino acids. Gene Ontology annotation, molecular function: transcription cis-regulatory region binding; DNA-binding transcription factor activity. Gene Ontology annotation, cellular component: nucleus. The record is from RefSeq and is a predicted model, not a curated record.
CUUUUUUUCUCUCUGCUGUGCGUGUCUGUCUUUGUUUGUCCUCUCCACUCUCUCUGACACACACUGCUGAGUAAAUGGCGUAAACUUGAUGCCUGAUAGUGCAAGCAAAGCAAACACCCCACAACCUUCUCUUUUAUUUAUUUAUUUAUUUUAUUUAGUUUUUAAUCUUCUCCUUCUUUUUCAUAAAACUCACUGUGGAUUCCUCUUUGUCUGUAAAAAAAUCUGCUUUUCUUCUCUCUCUCUCUCUCUCUCUCUCUUCCUCUUUCCUUUUUGGCCUCCUCUCACUAUUUCUAUAAGCUCUCUUUGUUUAGCGCUUCACUAGCAAAAACCCACCUCCAUAACUCUUCCUCUCUCUCUUUCUUUCUUCUUGUUCUUCUUGCUCUAGCAGGUUAAUCUGUUUGCUUUUUUUUUUUUUUUUUUUAAGAUUUUUUUCCUUUUCCUUCCCUGUUCAUGAAUCAUGAUCAUGAUCAAUCUAUCUCUAUUACCCAUUUAGCCAUAACUAUAUCUCUGUCUUUUCUCUUUGCAAACCUUAUCUUUUUUGGCUGUGUGGAAAUUGGUCUUUCAUUUCUAGUUUUUCCGUUUCUACGUGUGGGAAAAGAGAAACAAACAAGGGGUUUUACCACCACCCAGUACUAACCCCUCUUUCUUUCCAAUCCAUCAUUUUCUUCCUUAGAGUAGUCUAGGGUCUGAGUGUUUUGACUGAAUCCCCCAUUUUAUCUUCCGCUCUCUUUCCCUCUAUCCUCAUCUCCCUAUCAAUCACAAAGAGAAAGAUAUAUAUGCAUAUAUAAAGCAUAGAUAGAGAAAGCAGUUUGUUUGCUUUAAUUGGUUUGUUCCCAUGGCUAAUUCCUUGCUGCAGUGUCUGCUUCAUCUUUCUUUUUCUUUCUAAGUUGACCCCCAAUUAAGAGAAAACGAUAUGGAUAUUCAAAGUGUAGGUGGCUGAAAACCCCCCUUUUCAGCACAGCCCCCUUGGCCCAUCAAGACCCCCCACUCUCAUGCCAGUUUAAAUUCUCUCCCUCUCUUCCUUUUUCUUCCCUCUUUCAAUACUUGUUUCUCCCUUUUUAUUCAAUCAGCAGCUUAAUUUGACAGUUAUAUAUAUAUAUAUAUAGCUUUGCUUGUGAUUUCUUGAAUUUCUUCUUUGUUGGGUACAUACGCAAGAAACUUGAGGGUUUUUUUUUUUUUUUUUUUUUUCCUAGUUCAGAACCCCACUGUGUUUCUAAUAUUUUUGCUUCCUAUAAAAAGUUGUAGAGAGAUCUCCUAGGAUUUUAUAUUGGAAGCAAAAGGGCCAAAAAAAAAAAAACCACUUUUGAAUUUUAAUCAUUUAGGCCUCAAAAACUCCUCUCUCCAUCUCCUAUCUUUGUUUUUUUGCUUCUCUUUUGGUUUCCAAACAAAGAAACAAAAGUCAUAAUAUAAAAUAAAGAGAGAGAGAAGAAGAAGAAGAAAGGAGGAGGAGGAUAUGGAACUUUCAAGUCAAGAAGGAGAAAUCCCAAUCCCAAUAAACAGUGCAUUUGGUGGUGGUGGUGGUGGUGGUGGUGGUCAUGGUCAUGGGCAUUUGAUUCAUCAUGACCCAUCACCCCACAACCACAUCAUUCCCUCUUCAGCACCACCUCAAAUAGUCCCCUCCAAUGGCUCAUCCAUGCCCACCACAAGCCUAGAUGACCACCCAACACCAUACAAGAAAGUUGUUAGGUACAAAGAAUGCCUCAAAAACCAUGCAGCAGCUAUGGGAGGGAAUGCCACAGAUGGGUGUGGUGAGUUCAUGCCAAGUGGAGAGGAAGGCACCAUUGAAGCACUCAAUUGCUCAGCUUGUAAUUGUCACAGGAACUUCCAUAGAAAAGAGAUUGAAGGUGAGCCCAACCCAUGUGAUUGCCACCAUUCUUCUUCACCACAUAUAAACAGGAUUGGUAGGAAAUUCAUUUUGGGGCACCAUAAGAAUAUGCUACCCCCUGAGGCAUUGGGUUACCCUACAGCGACAGGGACUUUUAUACCUUCAAGAGCACCACCACCUCACCAUAUGAUAAUGUCUUACAACAUGGGGUCCCUCCCUUCGGAAUCUGAUGAGCAAGAAGAUGGUGGUGUUGGUGGUGGUGGUGGUAUUGGUGUUGUUGGUGGGGCAGUAAGUACCAGAGGUCCACAUAUGGUGAAGAAAAGGUUCAGGACAAAGUUUACUCAAGAACAGAAGGAGAAAAUGCUCAACUUUGCUGAGAAAGUUGGGUGGAAGAUUCAGAAACAAGAAGAGUCUGUGGUGCAACAGUUCUGCCAAGAGAUUGGUGUCAAGAGGAGAGUUUUAAAGGUUUGGAUGCACAACAACAAGCACAAUCUAGCAAAGAAAAAUCCCACUUCUGCUUAAAAAUAAUAAUAGUAAUAAUAAAACCAAAAUCUCUUUCUCUUUCUCUCAAAUCACAUCCUCUUUUUAGUAUGUUCUCUAUUUCCUAACAUCUUUAUCGGGAGUCAUUUAUUAUUAUUAUUAUUAUUAUUAGCUCUGAAAACCACCACUGUCUUUACAUUGUCUUUUCUAUUUGUCUUUAAUUGGUCUUUUUUUAUUUUUUGUGUUUUUCUUAAUUAGUGUGUAAAAUAACAUUUGGUUUCUGCAAUAUAUAUAUAUAUAUAUAUAUAUAUUAUGAUAUGUAGCUUAGGAACAAAACUUGGGUUUGGUAGUGCACUGUUGGAGUUGUGGAUUAUAGAUUGUUACAGAUAAGAAUUUUAUAUAUUCUUGUCCAAUCCAAUUCACUGGAAAUGGAUUGAGAUUGCUGAUCAGUCUGCUGAGGUAGUCGUACUGCAGUUGUGAGAUGUACUGAAAUUUUUUUAUCUGAGUAAGAGCUACUUAGUUUAUUGCUCUCUUCUUUUUCUA